Molecule: messenger RNA, 2115 nt
Organism: Cladophialophora carrionii CBS 160.54
Lineage: Eukaryota; Fungi; Ascomycota; Eurotiomycetes; Chaetothyriales; Herpotrichiellaceae
Exons: 1
Coding region: 1-2115 (704 amino acids)
Biological process (GO): peptidyl-proline hydroxylation; regulation of translational termination
Cellular component (GO): cytoplasm
Molecular function (GO): iron ion binding; L-ascorbic acid binding; peptidyl-proline dioxygenase activity
Source: RefSeq, a predicted model, not a curated record
AUGAAGCGCAAAGCACCUCCGAGCGAGCAGCCUCCUGCGAAGAAACGAAUCGUCUCCGACAGCCAUGGCAACAUUCAGUCAGCAUUUCGGUCGGACCUUUUCGAUGAAGAGACAACAGAAAGCUUCCGCAAGGGAUACCAACAAGCUAAACCCUAUCCCCACGCUGUGGUACGUUCUCUGAUCGAGGACUCCCUUCUGCGAUCGGUCCGCCAGGAGAUUACCACCCACAUCCACUUCACCUUGAAAGAGACCGACAUCUACCGCAUCCACCAAUCCGGCGACCUUGCGAACCUUUCGCACCUCGAUGCUGAAUCCCUGAAGCACCUCCCGAGCCUAGUCCGUCUUAGAGAUGCUCUCUAUAGCGCCGAGUUUCGAGAAUGGGUGGCGACAGUCACGGGCGCCGGCAAAGUGUCUGGAAUGAAGACGGAUAUGGCUGUAAAUGUCUACACUCCAGGCAGCUAUCUGUUAUGCCACGACGAUGUGAUUGGUAGUCGAAGAGUCAGCUACAUUCUCUACUUGACAGAUCCCGAGCAUCCGUGGCAGCCUGAAUGGGGUGGUGGCCUGCGACUCUAUCCGACGGACACCAAGAAGAACAGGCAGGGCGAGGACAUCCAAGUGCCACGCGCCGAUCACAGUCUGAACAUUCCCCCCUCGUUCGGUCAACUGAGCUUCUUUGCUGUUCGACCUGGAGAGAGCUACCAUGACGUAGAAGAGGUCUACCACGGUCCAAAUCUCGAAGCGGACGGAGGACGAAUCCGCAUGGCAAUCAGUGGCUGGUUUCACAUCCCGCAGGAGGGCGAGGACGGAUUUGAAGAGGGUAUGGAACAAACGCAGGCUCAAAAAUCCAGCCUGGCGCAGCUCAAGAGUGCGUCGAGCGAGUUUGAUGUACCGCAGCUUGUUUUCCGCCAUUUCGACGAGCCGAGAAUGGUCAUGGACAGUCAGGCAGCCAGGAGAGAAAUUGAUCCCGGUGACGAUCUUGAUACGGACGACAACAUCCUGACCGAGCAAGACCUGACCUUCCUGUUGCACUACAUGACGCCGCAUUACUUGACUCCAGACAUGAUCGAAGAAUUCUCAUCCUCAUUCGCUGAUAUGUCUGUACUGCAACUCGACCACUUCUUCAAUCCGACAUUUGCUGCUAAUCUCAAGGAAUACAUCUCCAACAUUGAGAAUGACGAAGAUGAUGUACGUGCGCCAUCAGCCAGAGCCUACCACCCCUCUACCUGGAAGGUCGCCCGCCCACCUCACAAGCACCGGUAUGCGUACCUCCAGACCGAUGAAGCCUUGCAUCGUGAUAAAUGUCCGAUCUCUCGCAUCUUGGCCGAUUUGAUUCACUCACAUGCCUUCAAGAAAUGGCUGGCGCUUGUUACGGGUCUGAAGACAAAGAGCCUUAUUCGGCAAAGUGCCAUAGCUCGACGAUUCCGUCGAGGCAAGGACUAUGCUCUGGCACAUCCGUACCAAGGGGACGCACCGAAAUUGGAAUUCACGAUCUCCCUGACGCCCACUGAAGGAUGGGAACGCCAAGGCAUUGCCGAUGAAGAAGCAGAUGCAAGCAAACAGAAGAAUGAGAAGAAGGAAUUGAACGGAGAUUCCGAUCAUUCGAAUGGUCAUAACGACAAAACCCAGGUCAAGGCCAUGGAAGUGGACAGUCUCCGAGAUUCAGACCCAGCAGAAAUUGAAUUCGGUGGCGAAGAAAUCUACAUGGUUGGGGAUGACGACGAAGAUGAGCAGCUGGCUAGUCCCAAUUCCAAAGUCUUGCCGAGCGUUGGCAAGAAGCCCUCUCACGAUCCGGCCGUCUACAAAGCUGGAGAUGACGAAGACGACGGCAUCCUCUUUACGAACGCGGCAGGCUGGAACAGGUUUAGCAUUGUGCUCAGGGACAAAGGCACGUUGAGAUUUGUGAAGUAUGUGAGCCAGGCUGCGAAAGGGGAUCGAUGGGACUUGAAAGGCGAGGUGGAAGUCGACGAAGCCGGUUGGGAUGGGGCGGACGAUGAUGAAUGUGAAGGUGAAGAAGGCGGUGAAACUGGUGAAGAUGAAGCCGAAGACGAGAUAGAUGCAAAUGAUGUGGAUGACGAUGAAGACGAAGAAGACGAAGAAGACGACACAGCGAUGUAA